This is a messenger RNA of Zymoseptoria tritici IPO323, 1155 nucleotides long. RefSeq lists its product as uncharacterized. Gene Ontology annotation, molecular function: transmembrane transporter activity. NCBI's taxonomy places the organism in Eukaryota, Fungi, Ascomycota, Dothideomycetes, Mycosphaerellales, Mycosphaerellaceae. The transcript is spliced from 4 exons. Gene Ontology annotation, biological process: transmembrane transport. The record is from RefSeq and is a predicted model, not a curated record. The coding region runs from base 1 to 1155 and encodes 384 amino acids.
AUGCCACCUACUGUCGAAGACGAGCAGGCCAACGCAACGCCGCCAGACGGUGGCUAUGCCUGGGUGUGUGUCGCCUCAUUAUUCUUGAUUAAUUUUUCUACAUGGGGCGCGGUCGCUUCCUUUGGCGUAUACCUCUCGUACUACUUGCACACAGAACGGUACCCUGACGCAUCGGAGUUCGAGUAUGCACUCGUUGGUGGCUUCAACUUCGCCUUCGCGAUGAUUGCGGCCCCCAUCGUCACGAGACUUACCCACCACUUUGGAAAGUUCUUGGUGAUGGCGAUUGGUGUUGCGCUACAGACCACCGGCUACGUUGCGGCCGGCUUCGUGAGUCGUAUCUGGCAGCUCAUACUCACCCAGGGAAUCCUCGUCGGCCUUGGUAUCGGCUUCAUCUACGUUCCUAGCCUGCCUAUCCUCUCUCAAUGGUUUGAAGCUCGUCGGAGCCUAGCGAACGGGAUUGCCAGUGCCGGCUCUGGAUUCGGGGGAGCGUUGUUCGCCUGGACGACGGGUGCAAUCGUUGAUGCUUUCGGACUACAAUGGGCUCUAUGCGUCACAGGCCUUAUCACCUUCAUCCUUACUGCAAUUGCGAUAAGCCUGCUCCGCGAUCGCAAUAGGUACAUACAGCCUCCACAGCUAGCUUUCGAUACGUCGUUACUCGUGAGAUAUGAGGUUCAACUUCUACUUGCGUGGUCCUUCGUAAGCAUGCUAGGCUACAUUACGCUCCUAUUUUCGCUGUCUGACUUUGCGCUUGCGAUGGGGAUCUCACCACAGCGGGCAACCAAUAUCGUCGGCUUCCUCAACGUUGGUACUGCUGUCGGGCGUCCACUUAUCGGUAUUGCGAGCGACAAGUCUGACCGCAUCGACGUGGCAAGCGCUUUAACCCUCAUUUGCGGCAUAUUAUGCUUCGCGAUCUGGAUACCCGCUCAGUCUUACGGGCUCUUAGUACUAUUUUCGCUUCUAGCGGGUGCCACUCUGGGGGUAUUCUGGAUGUCCAAUCACAACACCCUCUGCGUCGAAGUCGCAGGUCUGAAACACCUGCAGUCCUUACUCUGUCUAUCAUGGAUGACUAUCAUCCUGCCAACUACGUGUGAUGCUGCUUUGAUUAUGUUGGAGCUGCGACGCAUCAAGCGCAGAAACUCAGAAGUACGAAGAUGA